This is a messenger RNA of Yamadazyma tenuis ATCC 10573, 2829 nucleotides long. RefSeq names its product TFIIH complex kinase subunit. Gene Ontology annotation, cellular component: nucleus; transcription factor TFIIK complex. Gene Ontology annotation, biological process: regulation of cyclin-dependent protein serine/threonine kinase activity; regulation of transcription by RNA polymerase II. NCBI's taxonomy places the organism in Eukaryota, Fungi, Ascomycota, Pichiomycetes, Serinales, Debaryomycetaceae. Gene Ontology annotation, molecular function: cyclin-dependent protein serine/threonine kinase regulator activity. The record is from RefSeq and is a predicted model, not a curated record.
UAUGUACAUAAUAUAAAACAUAGAGACGGUGAUGACAUCUAAGGACAAUGAUGGACUGGAGCGCAAAAGUUCUCGGGUAAGCACCGACGAUCUCUAUCGGCGGUCGACCCAGUUCAAACUAUGGUCUUUCACCAAAGACGAGUUAGAGACUAUCAGAAAAUCAUCAAAUGAAAAGGGCAAAACCUAUGCCAAUGCCAAGUUCGAUAAGGUAUAUGAACGGAUCAAGGCCGAACAGACAGACAUUUUCAGCAAAUAUGGCGGUGCAGAGCUCAGCAAGAAUGUGCUAGUGGAUCUCAUUACGUUGCAAGAAGAACGAAAGUACUUGAACUUCUACUCCAAGAAUAUCAUCCAGGCUGCCAAUUUCUUCCAAAUGCCAACACAGGUAAAAGCUUCAGCUAUGGCGUUUUUCAAGCGGUUCUACCUCUUCAACUCGGUGAUGCAGUACCACCCCAAGUACGUGCUUUAUACAUGUUUGUUUUUGGCAGCCAAAAGUGAAAAUUACUUCAUUUCUAUCAAUUCAUUCUGUGAACCAUUACAAAAGACCGAGCCAAAGGACGUGCUCGACUUGGAGUUUAUCGUCCUACAAUCGCUAAAGUUCACGAUAAUGGUCCACCACCCGUUCAGACCAUUGUAUGGAUUUUUCCUUGAUUUUCAAGAGGUGCUUUUACAGCCUUCACCCGCUUCUUCUGAUAUAACGAUUGACAAGAUAGGCCAGCUUUAUGACCAGGCCAAGAAAUGGUUAAAUGACCACGGCUUGAUAAGUGAUGUAUCAUUCUUCUAUACACCGCCACAAAUAGCAUUGGCUGCCAUGUACGACUCCAACCCCAGAAUUACUGAGAAGUAUCUCAGGCGAAAGUUCUUGAAGGAUAAAGAACCGUUGAACACGAUAAAAGAAGAGGAACCUGAUGGUGUGGAUGCCCAACAGAAGGAUUCGCUACCACCAAAGGGAACAGAGGUAUUCGAUUUGUUGGUCAAGACGAUUAGAAAAUGUGUGGAGGAUAGUAAGACUAGUCAAGAGUCUACUUUAGAAGAGAGCACCAAGAUUGGAGAAAAGUGUUUUUUUGCCAAUAAUCCCGAAAAGUUGAUAAACAAGAAGAUCAAGAAACUCAAGAAGUUGGAAGCACAGGAACAAGAAUCACCACAAGAGGCAAAGGUAUAACUCUGUAUAUAUGUACAAAAUAAUACACUAUAAAAGGUAUUUAAAACUCAUCUACUGAAUGCUAUGUCAUCUAUACGCAAGAUAGACUUGACACAUUCGGCAGCUAAAGAGACAGCUGAGGUGUUAACCAAAACUGGUUGUAAGAUAUGAUCGUUAAAAGUGUUAGUAGUACCAGAUCUUCUGACAGAAAUCCCAGCAAAUCUUUCAUUGUUUUCAUGUUUGUUUUUCAAGUCAGUGAUGACUUCGAUUGGGUUCAAACCCGCAUUUUCAGCUAAUGUCACAGGAAUAACUUCCAAUGCCUCACUGAAUUCCUUGUACACAAACUGUUCAACACCAGAUAAUUUAUUACUCUCGUUCAUCAAGAUUCUCGACACCUCGAUUUCAGGAGCUCCUCCACCAGCAAUCAACCCUCUUUCUUUGACCAAACACCUGAUGACACAUAAGGCAUCAUGGAUCGAUCUCUCAGUUUCGUCCAAAAUCAAAGGGUUGGCCCCUCUGACUAUGAUAGAAACAGUUGGUUUAAGCGACUUAGAACUUAUACCAGUUAUCUUAACGAUCUUGGAACCACUGCUUUCCACUUCUUCAAUCAAGUCAGCAGUACCCAACUUGUCCUCCGUGAAGCUAUCUACAUCCGCAAUUGGUUUGCACCCAAUAGACUUGGACAUAAAUUCUAUUUCGUCUCUCUCGAUAUCCUUUAUAACCAUGAUGUUCAACUUGGACAAAAAGUGCAAGGCCAAAUCGUUAACAGCAUCUCUCAAAAUGGACUUUUGGAUCAAAAUGACGUUACACUUGGCCUUCUUGAUCUUCUUACAUAUGUUCAACAAGUAUGCUCUUUCUUCCUUUAAGAUCUUAUCCAUCUGUCUGUAAUCAUUAACAACAAUAUUGUUUUCCAUGUCGGGCUUUGGAGGACUUAACUGAAACUGAAUUAACCCAAUUCUGGCUUUUUCAACUCGAAUGGGGCCUCCGGCAUUCUUGAUGACAUUCUGUGUCAUGACAAUUCCAUUCACUAAUUCGGUUUCAUCGAUGGUUCCACCCAACUUCUUGACCAAGCGAAUAUCGUUCAAGUCGACGUUCGUUUUGGAUUCGUCGGUGAUCUGCAACACAGAGUCGACCGCCAAUGGGGCCAAUAAAGAUGAAUGUUGCGACACAAUCUUGGAAGACAAUGAAGUACUAGCAGCUUUGAUCAAAGAAUCCCGAUCAUUCAAAUCUAUCUUAUGACUCAUGUCCAACAAUAUCUCACAACUUCUUUGGGCAGCUCUUUGGAAGCUCUCUCCGAUUAAGGUUGGAUGGAUUCCCUUAUUUAAUAAUUUCUCAGCGGCGUUCAACAAGGAACCAGUCAAAAUCGCCACUGAGGUGGUACCGUCUCCGGCUUCCACGUCUUGAGCAGCACUCACAUCGACCAACAUUCUGGCGGCCGGGUGCAAGAUAGCCAUGUGCUUUAAAAUGGUGGCCCCGUCAUUGGAAAUGAUGACUUCUCCUGUUUUAGUCUUGAUCAUCUUAUCCAUUCCUUUAGGACCCAAGGAGGUUCUGAUGGCAUCGGCCACAGCCUUGGCCGCGAGAAUAUUACUUCUACGGACUUCCUGAGGCUUUUCCUUGUCUUUGAACCGGGCGUUCGAAGGAUUGCUGGCAACUUUAGACAUUUUCUCCUUGUAAACGGUUGGUGGGAAGAU